AUGUGUCUUGAUUAUAUUGGUCCUAAUUGUUGGUUUGAAAAUUUUCAUAACUUACCCCCCGAGCCCGUUUUCUUUCAAAUAAGGUCUUUUUCUGUACUUUUUACCUUUCCUAACAUUGGACAAAAUAAAAGUCGGUGGCGACUCUUGCUCACCGCAACAUUGUUUGCGAUUAAAAAUAAAAGUCAGUUCACCGAGUUACAGCGUCUGUGUAGAGACUGUGUGCCUACUCGAAGGAGGUUGUUGGAUAAAGGUGUUAAUUGCCCCUCUAAUUGUGUUUCGUGUAGGGAUGGCGAAGAGAAUAGCUUUCACCUUUUCAUCCUGUGUUCUAAAAGCAUAGAGUGUUGGAAAAGAGUGGGUUUGUGGCCUUUGUUGCAGCGGAUUAGUAGUAAUGGAGAGUUAUUUGCGUCUGUGAUUUUCUCCUUUUUGCAGGUUUCCAAUCAAGACCAUAAAGCGAUUUUCUCAGUUACCUUAUGGAGUAUCUGGAAAGGGAGAAAUAAUCAGGUUUGGAAUCAGGUGGAAGAAUCUCCGACGCUUAUUUGUCAGCGGGAUAAUCAGUUGUUGACAGAUUGGAAAGAGGCCCAAAAAUAUCGCCUCAACAAUGAAAUUAUUAAUUCCCCGCCAGCUAUUAUCAGAUGGGAAAAACCGCAGGAGGGCAGAUUUAAGUGCAAUAUUGAUGCCGCUUUUUCUCAUAAUAAGGUUGGUUUUGGUGCCUGUAUUAGAGAUGAAUUGGGUAAUUUCAUUGUAGCUCGGACUGAAUGGUUUUCUCCUUGCACCGAUGUUGUUAUUGGUGAGGCUCUAGGCCUUCUGAAAGCUGUUAACUGGGUCCAUGAUAUGGGGUACGACAAUAUGGAUUUUGAACUAGAUGCAAAGCGGGUUGUGGAUAGUGUGACCAACCCGAGACCUAAUGACUCGGAUCUUGGAGCUAUCACGGGAGAAUGUAACUAGUU
Vicia villosa (hairy vetch) is the source of this 947-nucleotide messenger RNA. RefSeq lists its product as uncharacterized. Lineage: Eukaryota; Viridiplantae; Streptophyta; Magnoliopsida; Fabales; Fabaceae. Gene Ontology annotation, molecular function: RNA-DNA hybrid ribonuclease activity; nucleic acid binding. The transcript is spliced from 2 exons. The coding region runs from base 1 to 945 and encodes 314 amino acids. The record is from RefSeq and is a predicted model, not a curated record.